GUCUAUUUAACAAUUGUAAACUUGGCCGUGAAGUGUGUUUUGUUGGCCAGAGAUGGAUUUUCGUUUGUUGGUGAAAAUACUUAGCUUCUUGCUGCUCGCACAGCUGUCGCCAGCACAGCUGCCACAAUCGCCCGCUGCGCCCGCACAGUCAGAUUUGGGCGGCGAGGAGCCGCCGGAGGGCUACUACGCCUUUGUGGAGUCACCAAAUGCAGUGCCACCGCGUGUGCGUCCACCGCCCUACACCUUUGUCAAUGCGGAGUGCAAGGAUGUGGCCGCUGGCAAGAAGUCGGCAGUAUCUGUGCAUAAUAUAUGCGGAGAUUUGAAUAAAGGACAAAUACCCAAGAAUCCACUGGGACAGAAUGUUUUAGGCGAGCCAUAUCCUUUCGAGCUCAUACGCAAUCAGACCUUGAAGUUUCUCUCCAAGACGUUGCCGGUGCUCAAAGCGGACGAUACACUGCCCAAGGUAACACAAAUCAUACGUGACGAGCCCGUGGAGCAGCUGGACAACAACAAUAUUGAUCGUCACUAUGCCACGCGUGUGACGCGCAGUCUUCCAGACGGCGUGCAAAGCAAUGAGUACAGCUACUUUGAUCCUGCGCUGGAUGAGGAGGACCCACAGCAGCAGCAACAGCGCCAGUUGCAGCAACAGCGACGUGAAGCUGAAGAGCGCAAGCCACGUAAAUUUUGCGACGGUGGCGGAGUUUUCUGCACACUCUACCGCGCCAUACAAGGCGACACCAGUGGAGCUACAUCCGCCGCACAGACAGCGGAACGACGUGAAGAGAUUGGUGGCCCCAUACGAUAUGAGGGACCGCCCACGCCUUGCCCGGCCAAGGUGGAGUAUGCUACACCUGUGUUUGCCAAGAACUAUCAAGGCGCCUGGCGCUAUGUCGUACAAAUUCCCUAUGAGGGCUACUUUACCCAGACCGUCGAGGUAACACGCUGCAUACAGGCACGCUGUCAUUAUCUGGAUGGCGGUUGUCUGUCCUCGCCGCGUUGGGUGAGCCUGCUGGUCGCAGAGAUUUUCUAUCCCAAUGCUGAGGAUACAGUACCCAGUAGCAUUAGCAGCAGCAGCAGCACCACUACCCAGCCCCCCUCAGUGCAGGACUUCCAAGCCUAUCAACAGUAUCUGCAGAAACGUGCGGGCGUGGCAAGCGCAUCUGAUGGCACCGCUAGCGUUGCUGCACCACAUGCGCCCGCUACUGACGCUCACUGCGAUGGACACGAUGAGCUGGGCUGCUUCCAGGUGCGGCUCUACUACGACUGGUUCUUAAUACCCGGCUCCUGCAAGUGCUGGCGUCCGGAUUACUUUGCCAAGUAUGUGCGUCGAAAGUCCGUGGCUGAUUUGUAAAUGAGUAACAAACAUAUGGAGGACAUGCCUUCUAGCUUAAGCCUUAGUUUAUAGCAACGGACAUGAAAAGCGCAUUCUAGCGAUCCAUAAGCCUGAGCGGAUGGCGUAGAGUCCGCAUUUCUUGCCAGAGAAAUUACUAAUCUACAUUCAGAGAAAUUUAAAUAUUAAAAUUAAUUUAUUCAUAAUUUAUUCUAGUGC
Molecule: messenger RNA, 1549 nt
Organism: Drosophila busckii
Lineage: Eukaryota; Metazoa; Arthropoda; Insecta; Diptera; Drosophilidae
Gene: spz6
Exons: 4
Coding region: 53-1351 (432 amino acids)
Biological process (GO): regulation of Toll signaling pathway; central nervous system formation; innate immune response
Cellular component (GO): extracellular region
Molecular function (GO): growth factor activity; Toll binding
Source: RefSeq, a predicted model, not a curated record